Messenger RNA from Dama dama (fallow deer), 1174 nucleotides. It is a transcript of the gene ACKR1, whose product is annotated as atypical chemokine receptor 1 (Duffy blood group). Bases 145 to 1137 code for a protein of 330 amino acids. Lineage: Eukaryota; Metazoa; Chordata; Mammalia; Artiodactyla; Cervidae. Gene Ontology annotation, biological process: chemokine-mediated signaling pathway; regulation of chemokine production; inflammatory response. The transcript is spliced from 2 exons. The record is from RefSeq and is a predicted model, not a curated record. Gene Ontology annotation, cellular component: membrane. Gene Ontology annotation, molecular function: C-C chemokine binding.
AACACUUCCUGAAUGCACUGCCCGCCCCACGGCCCUGCCCAGAGCUGAUGGCCUUCAUUAGUCCCUGGCGCUUAUCUUGGAACCACAGCCACUGGCAGAACUACCCCAGCCCAUCUCUCUGCCCGCCCUGCACCCAGCAGCGUCAUGGGGAACUGUCUUUACCCGGUGGCUGAUGACAACUCCACCAAGUUGGCCCUCGACGAGGAACUUUGGAGUGAAUUUCAGGGGACCGACUAUCCAGACUAUAAUGAGGCCGACAUGGAAGCAGCUGCGCCCUGCCACUCCUGCCCGCUGCUCGACUACUCCUCACUGCCCUUCUUCAUCCUUGUCAGCGUCCUGGGCAUCCUGGCUGGUGGAACCGUCCUCUACGCGCUUCUCAGACCUCUGUUCCGCUGGCAGCUCUACCAGGACCGGUCUACCCUGGUGCAGCUGGCCGUGGGCAGCGCCCUCUUCAGCAUCGUGGUGCCCAUCCUGGCACGGGGGCUCAGUGGGGCGCCCAUCACUGCCCUCUGCCACCUGGCUCACCUGGUCGCCUAUGGCUCAGCCUUUGCUCAAGCUCUGCUGAUAGGGUACCAUGCCUACCUAGGCCCCCAGCUGGGUGCGGGCCAGGUCCCAGGCCUCAGGCUGGGGAUCACCGUGGGACUUUGGGGAGUGGCGACCCUCCUGUCCCUGCCAGUCACGCUGGGCAGUGACACUUCCCAAGGACUCUGCACCGUGACCUUCAGCGGGGAGUGGGAAAUGUUGCGGUACAUACACGCUGCAGCCUGUUUUGCCGUCUUUGUCUUGUUGCCCCUGGGUUUGUUGGGAGCCAAGGGGCUGAAGAGGGCGCUGGGCAGGGUGACUUGUUCCUGGGUUGAUAUCCUGUGGGUCUGGUUCAUUUUUUGGUGGCCUCAGGGCAUGUCUCUGGGAUUGGACUCUCUAGUGAGGUCCAGGGCCAUAGUGGUGUCAACAUGUCCGGCCCAGCAGGCCCUGGACAUGCUGCUGGAUGUGGCAGAAGCCCUGGCAAUAUUGCACUGCGUGGCUACACCCCUGCUCCUCGCCUGGGUCUGCUACCAGGCCACUCACACCUCCCCACCCUCCCUGCCUCUGUCUACAACACAGACUUCUCAUCUGGACACCCUUGGAGGCAAAUCCUAGCUCUCUGCCCACCUGUCAAGCUGAAUUAAAGUCUACG